AUGGGCGUUACACAGAUGCGCCCCCUGCUGCGCAGGGCCCGCUACGUUUUUGGUCGUAAUAAGGACGAUGAGGGGAUAAGUUCUUCGGUUGAUACUGGUGCCGCUGAGGGAACGUCGGAGAAGAAGGAUCCUGGUGCCACUGAUAAUGUGGUUCCUGUCAAUGAUAUUGGAGCAGAAUUGCCCCAGGAAGGAUUGCAGCAAGGUGUUGCUGAUGCUGAAGCUAUGACCCUGACUUGGUCGAAAAAAGUGUUAUUCCUGGUGUUCAUGAACAUUUGGUUCUUGUACUUUGUCAAUGCAUUUCAGGCAUCCGUUUACGACACAAUCAGUCCUUAUGUUGCAAGUUACUAUGAAUACCACUCGUUAUCCGGUCUCCCUACCGCUAUUGGCGAUGCCUGUUCCGCGGCUGUCUAUAUUCCCAUGGGCAAGAUGCUCGAUACUUGGGGUCGAGCUGAGGGGUUCCUGCUCAUGACCGUUUUCUCAACCCUGGGUCUGAUCCUCAUGGCCUCAUGCGAUGGAUUCUCCAUCUACUGCGCUGGAUAUACUUUCUACAUGAUGGGCUUCGGAGGAAUGGAGUACAGUGUGGAUGUCCUCACAGCCGAUAUGACCAAGUUGCAGAACCGAGCUUUUGCCUACGCAUUCACCUCUUCCCCAUACAUCAUUACAGCAUUUGCUGGUCCUACCGUUGGUCAAGAGUUCUAUGCUCUUCCUGGUGAUGGCUGGAGAUGGGGAUUCGGAACCUGGGCGAUCAUCUUCCCUAUCACCGCUGCUCCUCUGUUCUUCACUCUGAAGUACACCCUACGCAAGGCCCAGAAGCAGGGCCAUGCUGUCAGGCUGCCUAGCGGUCGAACAUUCUUCGAGAGCGUGUGGCAUUGGACCCGAGAGUUUGACUUGAUUGGUGUAUUUAUUUUCACCGUUGGUCUCGUGCUCUUCGAACUUCCUUUCGACAUUGCUGAUUACGCCCCCAAUGGUUGGGGAUCCGAUUAUAUCAUUGCUAUGCUUGUUGUUGGGUUCUCUAUGCUUGGCUUCUUUGCUCUUUGGGAGAAGUUCCUGGCUCCAGUGCCUAUGCUGGAUAUCACCUACAUCAAGAACCGUACCGUCAUCGGUGCCUGUCUCCUGGAUGCCACAUACCAAUUGUCCUACUACUGCUGGAACUAUUAUUUCACAUCCUUUCUACAGGUCGUCAACGGACUGACUCCUCAGGAAGCCGGAUGGAUCAACCACAUCUUCGAUAUCGUCUCCGGCGUCCUCUUGCUGUUCGUUGGAUUCGCCAUUUCCAAGACUGGACACUACAAGUGGCUCCUAUAUAUCUGUGUUCCACUCUACAUCUUGGCUCAAGGCCUCAUGAUCUACUUCCGUCACGCUGAAUUUAACGUCGGCUAUCAGAUCAUGUGCCAGGUCUUCAUUGCCAUCGGUGGUGCGUGCUUCAUCAUGGUCGAGCAGCUUGCUAUUCUCGCCGCCGUGGACCACCAGCAUUUCGCUUCGGCUCUUGGUUUGUUGAACGUUGUUGGUACGAUCGGCGACAGUGCUGGCCUUACUAUCAGUACAGUUGUAUGGGAAAACACUUACCCUGUCGCCUUGAGACGUUACCUUCCCGAGUCCGCCAUGUCGAACUUUGACAACAUUUACAACGACCUGGCCACCCAGCGUGGAUACCCGCUCGGUUCGGCUACCAGAAUUGCUAUCCAGAAAGCUUACUCGUACGCUGAGCUGCGCUUGCUUUCUAUCGGUACCGGUAUCAUGGUUCUCGCUGUUGCUUGGACUAUUAUGAUCCGCGAUAUCAAUGUCAAGGAGAAGCCCCAGGUGAAGGGUGUCGUUUUUUAA
Messenger RNA from Penicillium longicatenatum, 1821 nucleotides. Its product is annotated as Major facilitator superfamily domain general substrate transporter. The record is from RefSeq and is a predicted model, not a curated record. Gene Ontology annotation, molecular function: transmembrane transporter activity. Lineage: Eukaryota; Fungi; Ascomycota; Eurotiomycetes; Eurotiales; Aspergillaceae. The coding region runs from base 1 to 1821 and encodes 606 amino acids. The transcript has 4 exons. Gene Ontology annotation, biological process: transmembrane transport.